AUGAUGCAAGAAAACCUGAAAUUAAUCAAGAUCACAGAAGUUUCACUUUAAUAAAAUGAGAAACAGUGAAGUGACUUAAAUCAAAGUGUGUUUUGCAAGUUAGCAACUGACUUAUUAUUAGCAUAGUUAAAAUGAUUCUUAGUUAGUUUAGAAUAAAAUGAACAGAUAAAAGUUAAGGUUGAAGGAAUAAAUUGUGAACGAACAACAUGGAGAGGAGAAAAUGUUUUGUAUGGCACAAAUUAUUUUGGGCUGCUGCAAUAUUACAAUUAGCAAUGUUCACUACAGCACUGAAUGUCACAACUGAAUUACCACCGGAGUCCGAGCCAGUCAGCGGGUACACAUGGAGUGCGUGGGGCAGCUGGAGCGCCUGCUCCAUGUCCUGUGGGGGAGGAGUGGCGGUACAGGAGAGGCAGUGCUUACCCAGAUCCAGAAGUACAGCUGCCAACAUAACGAUACCACCUCCCCUGUCAUCACCCCUGCCGCCUCCCCUGCCACCGCCGGUGAUCACCGUGCGAGUGACGCGACAGACGCGCGACUGCCUCGGCGUAGCGCGCCGAUAUCACGAGUGUAAUACUGCUCCAUGUUCCAAAGGCGAGACGGACUUGCGGGCCGAGCAGUGCGCGGUAUACGACAGACGUCCGUUUCGAGGACGAUUCUACACCUGGGUUCCUUACAUAGACGGUGAUUCUCCAUGCACCCUGAACUGUCGGCCUCUGGGGCAGCAGUUCUACGCGUCGUUGGCUCUGGUGGCCGAUGGGACCCCGUGCACGAAGCCAGGGUACCGGGCCAUAUGCGUGCAGGGGACCUGUAAGAUCGUGGGUAGAGAAACGAUUAUUGCAGCAGCAAAUGCCCGUGAGGUGCGAUGCGGAAGAAGACUGGUGUCAGGCCUGUUCUCCCGGCCGCGGCUGCCGCUCGGCUACUCGUACGUGACGACGGUGCCGCGCGGGGCCUGCCGCCUCAACGUCUCCGAGAUCGUGCCCAGUGACAACUACAUCGCUCUGAAGAUAUCAAACAGUUCGUACAUAGUGAACGGAGAGUUUGCCGUGAGCGCCCCGGGGACCUACGAUGCAGCGGGAGCAAGGUUCGUCUACUCCCGAGUAGCUGGACUCGACAAUAUCUUCGCGAUGGGACCCAUAUUACAACCUGUAGACAUAAUGGUUUUAUACACUCAACCAAAUCCAAGCAUACGAUACGAAUAUUUCACGGAAUCGCUCUCAAAUGAGGGAGAAAUCGAAAUAUCUACGAGGCCCAAUAUCCCUGAGAUUCUCCCCUCAAUAGCUACAAAGCAUAUUCGCAGACACCACACAUUCGAAACGUUUCCUAGACCAAGUGUGUCCAGGUUUCCUGAUCUGGUCAGCAUGUCUAAAGAAGUCGGCAAUAAUGAUGAUGUAGAGGAAAAUGUGGUUGGGAGCAGAAAGUUUAUUUGGAAGAUAACUUCUUACAGUCAGUGCACGAGGAGUUGUGGUGGCGGUAUUCAGCUAGGCAAAUAUCGCUGCGUAGAAAUCAGCACCAAUGGUUCUGAUAAGGAGGUGUCUCCAGUGCAUUGUCCAGGGUCUUCCCCUGUUGGGAGGAGAAGAAGGUGCAACAACGCACCAUGCCCUCCCAGAUGGAGGGCUGCUGCAUGGUCAGCCUGUCCUUAUUGCGGACCAGCGAGUAGGACCAGAAUUGUUGGCUGUGUGCAGGAUCAUUUUAGGGGCAUAACCAAGGUCAGCGAUCAAAAGUGCCCGUCUCCGAAGCCCAUAACAUCGGAAGUAUGCAACAUUCCCAACUGUGACGGAUCAGAACAAAUCGGUGUUCGAGGAGUGAGAACGCAGGAGCAUACAGACACAUUCAGAGAUGGUCCUGUUUAUAGUGUAGCCGUGAAUAGCACAGAUUUUGAUGUGGGCCCUGAAUAUUCGUUUGGAGCUACAGCCGGUUGGCUUUAUACUGACUGGUCAGAAUGUGUAGGCUGGUGCGUGGGUGGUGGGGUUCAGACACGCGGUAUUCGCUGCGCUGACCCUUCAGGAUGUACACCCAAGAAGGCACCAGAGUCCUCCAGGAAUUGUACCCCGAAGCUGACGUGCGAGCCACAUGACGGACGAUGGUUCACUGGUGAAUGGUCACCCUGUUCAUCAUCUUGUGGAGGCAAGCAAAUCCGUGGGGUCCUGUGUAUUGGAGGCAGCGGGAGGCACCUCAGAGACACUGCCUGCAAGGGAACCAAGCCCGAACAGGAACGAAGCUGUGGUGGAGACUGCGCCCCUACGUGGUACUCCGGAGAGUGGGAACAGUGCACCGGCAACUGCACAAACGGCGUGGGAGCUCAGAGAAGGUCGGUGGUGUGCCUGAAGGACUCCAAUGGAGCUGGCUCGGAUGCAGACUGUCCGGGACCGAAACCGGCGUCGGUGAGGGCCUGCGAACCGGACUGCAACUCGGAUGUUCCACCAGAAAUAUCUCUAGAGCCAGAGAUAGCGCCUGUUAUCACGACUAGUCUGCCGACCACACCUCGAAUCGUUCAAACCACACCUCGAGUCAUUCAUACUACUUCUUUUACUACUACCGUCAAAAGUCCUCCUAAAGAAUGCAAGGAUAAGCUGAGCAACUGUGCGCUCGCGGUGCAAGCUCGGCUCUGUCACUACAAUUACUACGUACAGAACUGCUGCUACUCAUGUAUUGGUAGAUGAGCUAUCACAACUACAAACUUUCGUACUUAAAGUGCCAUUUCCAAUUAUUUCUCUAAGAUAAACCGCCAACACGAAGAUUUUGUGGGACUGAAUUUAACGUUUAAUAAUACUCUGACUAGUAUUACUAUCUACGCUAACAACACUGCCUGUAAAUAUACUAUGUUUGCCUUUAAUCAAUUUUAAUCUUCCAAACGCUCUAAGUUUAAAUUUAUUUACAAAUUAGUUUUAAUGGAUACGUAUUUUGUUUAAUUGGUGUGAUAUUUAAAAUAGUUAAUGUUAGUAAGAUGGGAACGGAACUUGGCGCUGCACUACCGUGCCUGUUUUUAAGAAAGUACUUACGAUGUAAUUAUGCGUUAUUUUUAAGAGAAUUAGGAUAUCGCUGUUUGUAACUCGAAUAAGAAUUUUAGUAA
Molecule: messenger RNA, 3070 nt
Organism: Ostrinia furnacalis (Asian corn borer)
Lineage: Eukaryota; Metazoa; Arthropoda; Insecta; Lepidoptera; Crambidae
Product: thrombospondin type-1 domain-containing protein 4
Exons: 16
Coding region: 207-2660 (817 amino acids)
Biological process (GO): extracellular matrix organization; proteolysis
Cellular component (GO): extracellular matrix
Molecular function (GO): metalloendopeptidase activity
Source: RefSeq, a predicted model, not a curated record